GCACCUACCAACACCCAGCAACAGAACAACGCUGAACCCCCAGCUAAGAAACUUCGCUCCGAAGUAAAACGGGCAGAACGUACGAGUGAUAAGACAACAUAGAAACAGGGACUCGACCUCUUGUCGACGACAGGAUGAUCCCUGUCAACUUCACAACUACUCGUACAUCCGUACGUCCAAUGUUGGAUUCCUCUUUCGUUGGCACACUGUUUAUCUGUCAUACAUCAAUUUUUCAAAACUGAACGGGAUAUUGUGUAAAUAUGUCAUCGGAUUAGGAAUGGACCUAUAAAAAAACUAAUGUAUGGUUGUCCUUCUGUUCUGAGAUGUUACAGCGGAGAGUGACAGUACAGAGUCUGCAGGCUGAGACUGAGCUGAGACUGAUCGAAAGAAAGAAAGAAAAAGUACACUUCCUUCGUUCGUUGAACAGAAUCCGAGUUUCAAACUCCCUCCGACUACCUACACAACGCCUAGUGCCGAGUACGCGGUACUCGAUGCAUAUAUAUAUAAUUGUACAAUAGAUAGUGGUCAGCAUUCUGCUUAGGUUAGCUUGUAGCAUACGUUAUGUCAUAGUUCUCUCAUUGAUCAUAUUUGAAGUAUCGUCAACUUUUGUUUCAAUUUUCUGAUUAAGUCAACCACCAGUUGAGCUAAAAACUGGGGUUGUGUGUUGAACAGGUAAGUCUCCGGCUUGUAUCCCACAAAGAAUUGGCAAGGAUAAAAGCGGGGGUGGGGGAAGACUUUUUUAAAACGAGUUCAUAUUGUUUUCUAUCGCGAAUUCGAAGCAAGAAUUAUACCGUCGAUGUGAGCCAGGCAUAGAUUGUAGAAGGCAAACCAUGAGCAAACAGACGGAAACAAACUCAGAGAGUUCUCCUUUUGCUUUGUGCUUACAGAUAUCUGCCUCACUGCGGUCCUUCGGAUCUAUUGCAUAUCGCGCAACCUUCGUUGUUCAGGCCUGAAAGCUGUUAGCUGUUAACCUGUAACGCGUAUGAAAAUGAGCAAACAGGUGGCAACCGUUGGCCAAUGUGUAAAAGUGAACAAAGAAAUCCUAAAGAUACGCUACACGUGUUCUGAUUUCUGUUUCAGAGACUAGCCGUACCGUUUCAUGGUCACAAACAAAUCCAGUGAUUGUAUUAUCUAUUCAUAUCAAUUGAUAGGCUGGUUAUAUUCGUAUCAAAAUAUACUCUCGAACUUUAAUGCAGUUUAUACCCUUGAAAAUUAAAUAUACCUCAAGUGAGCAUAGUAUCGAGCAUUGCGGUGACUUGAUCUUUUAUUAUUCCAUAAAUGUCUCAAUCAAACGGAUGGUCAUGUUGAAACAUUGAUCAACUAACUGAGUAUCGGUAAUCGACCUAUUCGUUCCUAAGGUUAUUCUAAGAACAUCGAUUUAAACUUUGAACAAGCUAGCGUCUUAGACGGCCAGUGUUUUCAGUCAAUUUUUGAAACGAGUGCAAAUCAUGAGGGAUUCUGUUCCCUGCUUGGUAGAUACUAUACGAUAUUAUUACUAUACACACAUGUGUGCUCAUGUAGAUGUACUCGAGCACUUGGUCACCAGGAUACGCGUAUACUUGUACAGUGCAUACAUAUAAUCUGGGAAUAUGCAUACAUGUAUAGUUUGCUUUGACUGUUUUAAUUUCUUUAAACUUACAGUUUCGCGGAAGUUCCGGGUCGGAAAGCUGCUGCACGGCAACGUCCCUCUUAUCACCCCAUCUCCCAUAUUAUAGAAAAAUCGCUUUACAUAUAUACAGACAAGACGAAUGGUUUUAACUCAUAAAAAUACAUCAUGUUCAGUUUUAAUUUCCGUCAAUAUCCAGAAUUUUGUCAGAGUUUAUUCGAUGACUAUCAUGCCAUCUCAAACAGCUUCUUCUACAUAGCCCUAAUUGAUCCAUCGAUUACAUUGUUUGCCUGCGAUGUGGUUUUAUUGCCAAGGAGUAUACCACAGUUUUUCCACUGUCUACAUUGACUUUUGUAAUUGAAGAAUCAUAAGGUGUGUCGGCGAUUGGUUUCCCAGUCUAUUUAGAAACCAAACCAUAAUCGGGUUUGGCAAUGUAUUCUUGUGAUUCCCAAAAAUAUUGUCGAAAGAUGACUAUCGAUAAUGCUUCUACUUUCAUGGAAAUAAUAGCCAAUGGUUCGAUUUCAAGAAGAGCUUGACCAACGAAAAUUGACGUGAUCGUAGAAGUAGUAAAGGUGGUCCUUCAUCAAUUGACAACAUCCUCUAAUCUAUUUUUUGUUUGUAGGAAAUCCGUGUGAGUUCUUGCCUGGCCCCAUAUACGAUCUCAAUCAGACCGGCCAAGUCGUUGCUGGUCCAGGGGCCAAGUACCUGAGCUUACCAGGCAUUCUAGGAGCUGGGUUGCCCAAGAUCAAUUCCGAACAACAGGAUGCUGUGAACAGAGCCAAGAAAUAUGCUAUGGAACAGAGUAUCAAAAUGGUCCUCAUGAAGCAGACACUUGCUCAUCAACAACAGCAAAUGGCUAGUCAGCGGAAUCAGGUGCAGAGACAGCAGGCUCUCGCUCUCAUGUGCAGGGUCUACGUGGGUAGCAUAAGCUUUGAGUUGAAAGAAGAUACAAUUCGUCAGGCCUUCCUACCUUUCGGUCCCAUCAAGUCCAUCAAUAUGUCGUGGGACCCAGUGACACAGAAGCACAAAGGGUUUGCCUUUGUUGAAUACGAAAUUCCAGAGGCUGCUCAACUUGCAUUGGAACAAAUGAAUGGUGUUAUGAUUGGGGGACGCAAUAUUAAGGUGGUCGGUCGCCCGUCAAACAUGCCUCAAGCCCAAUCUGUCAUAGAUGAGAUAACAGAGGAAAGCAAACACUAUAACAGAAUCUACAUUGCAUCGAUCCAUCAGGACUUGACCGAGGAGGACAUUAAGUCUGUCUUCGAGGCUUUCGGUCCAAUCACAUACUGCAAGCUUGCCCAGGGGAGUUCACCCCACAGACACAAAGGAUAUGGCUUCAUAGAGUAUGAGACUAUGCAGUCUGCUCUGGAGGCGAUUGCAUCUAUGAACCUGUUCGAUCUUGGCGGCCAGUAUCUCAGGGUAGGCAGGGCUAUAACGCCUCCUAACGCACUUAUGGGGCCACCUAGUGGGACCAGCAUGAUGCCCACUGCAGCGGCGGUAGCCGCAGCUGCGGCCACAGCGAAAAUCCAAGCCAUGGACGCUGUAGCCAGCAACGCGGUUGCAUUAGGAUUAACUAAACUAGGAGCAACGGCACAACCCUUACUCAACCAAGCACUGCCAGGUAUUGCUAGGCCCUCGAUUACAUCUACAACAAUCAUGGCACCUCCGACUAUCUCGAAUGCCGUCGCUCCUGCUGCAAUUCCACCCCCUGGAAUAGCAAUUCCGCAAACGCUGACUCGUCCACCGGCCAUUAUUCAGCCCAUGCCUGGGCAACCCACCGUUGUCAUACCUCCCCCAGCAGUUGUCGCGCCAACAGCCGUUGGUGCUCCCAUUGUACCUGCCGCCACAACUACGGCAAAUACUGAAAUAACAAGGCGAGCACAAGAGCAAGCAGCGCAUCAAAAACAGCAAGAGGAAUUACAGAAAAAACUCUUGGAGGAAACGGAACCACAAACUCUUCAACAACAAGAGAAUAUGUCGAUAAAAGGCCAAAGUGCAAGGCAUCUCGUAAUGCAGAAGCUCAUGCGUAAAGUUGAAUCAAGGGUUGUUAUUUUGCGGAAUAUGGUUGCGCCGGAAGACGUUGAUGAGAGCUUGCAGGAGGAAAUACAAGAUGAAUGUUCAAAAUUUGGAGUCGUCGAAAGAGUAAUAAUUUACAAUGAACGUCAAUCUGAAGAUGAUGAAGAUGUUGAGAUAAUCGUUAAAAUAUUUGUAGAGUUCGCACAAAUGACUGAAGCAGAAAGAGCUCGGGAUUCUUUGAAUGGACGCUACUUUGGUGGAAGGCUUGUCAAGGGUGAACUUUACGACCAAGCUUUGUUUGAUAACAACGACUUUUCGGGUUGAGAUGUCCUAUCCCCCUCUGCAACCCACUAUGUAACAUCUGACUAAGAAGUCGCAAUACGCAAAAAGAGAAACAAGCUUCAGGACAGGACCAAAAACUACCACAAUCGAGUAUUUCCCCGUUUGACAUAGAUAACUGAAAACGGGCAUCUGUCUGAACUCCUGUUACUCUGACCUGAAUACGGUUCGAGUUUUGAGUUCAUAUUUUUACUGUAAUUACCCCUCUUGUGAUACAGUGAAAUUCCAUCGGAGAUGGCCAGUGACCUCUCCAUAUUAUGCGAAGCCACUUUAUUGACGGUAUGUAACGUACUGCGAAUUCCCUACUAUUGGGAACAAAGAAGUUUAUUUCAAAUAAAAAAUAAUAAUAACGACAA
This is a messenger RNA of Athalia rosae (coleseed sawfly), 4314 nucleotides long. RefSeq names its product poly(U)-binding-splicing factor half pint (gene hfp). Gene Ontology annotation, molecular function: RNA binding. Bases 2399 to 3943 code for a protein of 514 amino acids. Lineage: Eukaryota; Metazoa; Arthropoda; Insecta; Hymenoptera; Athaliidae. The record is from RefSeq and is a predicted model, not a curated record. Gene Ontology annotation, biological process: mRNA splice site recognition; alternative mRNA splicing, via spliceosome; regulation of alternative mRNA splicing, via spliceosome. Gene Ontology annotation, cellular component: catalytic step 2 spliceosome; precatalytic spliceosome. The transcript is spliced from 9 exons.